Molecule: messenger RNA, 2828 nt
Organism: Pelmatolapia mariae (spotted tilapia)
Lineage: Eukaryota; Metazoa; Chordata; Actinopteri; Cichliformes; Cichlidae
Gene: elf1
Product: E74-like ETS transcription factor 1
Exons: 10
Coding region: 468-2468 (666 amino acids)
Biological process (GO): regulation of transcription by RNA polymerase II; cell differentiation
Cellular component (GO): nucleus
Molecular function (GO): sequence-specific DNA binding; DNA-binding transcription factor activity, RNA polymerase II-specific
Source: RefSeq, a predicted model, not a curated record
AUUGUCUUUUUUCCCCCCUCAUCUCCAGCUUUGUUUUGUCACUGUGAGAAAGAGGUGUGGGGCCGGCCUGUCCACGUCUUUAGGCACCAUUGUCCUCCUUUGAACACAUCUUGGAUUAUUUCCAGUUUCACCAUUUGCUGCCGAUUCUUCUCUUGGUUGCUGAGAUCAACACUUGGUUGGUUGUUAUUAUGGACCUUGUCACCCGAAUCCUGUGUCUUUGAGGUGUAGAUGCUUCAGGCGCAGCAGGGCCCAGCCUCCGUGUCAGAGAGGGACGAGGCUGCUCCCACCUGGGCCACAGGACUCCUCUGAAACUUGGCUCAUGGUCUCUCUCUGAGCAAUAACUGCUCAGAUUAAAACAACGGGAUUACAGGGAGGCCAUUUUGUGAGGUGAAACUGAGUCUGUCUGCGCUGGAGGAGUUAUAGCUGGGAUUUUUUAGGCUGCUCUUUGACUUUUAAACUCCACUACCAUGACGACAGCAGUACAACCCAGUGAACUGGUGUUUGAAUUUGCCAGCAAUGGGAUGGACGAAAUCAAUCAGGUGUGCAGUUAUCUCUUCCCCACACCCGGGUCUGAAUCCUGUGGAGCAGGCUUGAUUCUGGACGACCCGUCAGUAUUCCCAGCGGUGAUUGUUGAACAAGUUCCCGCAGCCGAUCUGUUGCAAGUAUACUCGGGGCUCGAGUCCGAUGAGGUGACCAACGGUAUCAUGGUGGAUACCACUCUCCAUGUGGUUGAGGAACCAUCCAUCUUGGAAGGAGGGGUGGAUCUCACAGAAACCACAGUUUCAGGCACAGAGGACAGCAUGGAGACAAAUGAAGCAGCGGCGGCUCUUCUUAACAUGGAGUCUCCGAACAACAUUUUGGAUGAGAAGCGUAUGCUUCACACCUAUGGCACUCUGCUUGAGUCAGACCUGACAUAUGCCCCACUGAGGCCUGACCAGAUGGACAGUGUUGCCCUUGACAUGUCCGUAGAUGAGGACACCUCAUCUAUGGAUGAGAUUCCCCAAAAAUUUCCCUUAAAACCUCAGAAAAAAACCAAAGUGCGAAAGCCACGGGCGGUCCGUCCCUGCUCUCCCAUCACCACCCCUAACCUACCACUCAGGAAGAAGAGCAAAGAGGGCAAAGGCAAUACCAUCUACCUGUGGGAAUUCCUUCUGGCCUUACUGCAGGAUAAAAACACCUGUCCCAAAUACAUCAAGUGGACACAGCGGGAGAAAGGCAUCUUUAAGCUUGUGGACUCCAAGGCUGUCUCAAAGCUGUGGGGCAAACACAAGAACAAACCUGACAUGAACUAUGAGACCAUGGGAAGAGCUCUCAGAUACUACUAUCAGAGAGGCAUCCUGGCUAAAGUGGAGGGGCAGAGGCUGGUCUAUCAGUUUAAGGAGAUGCCAGCUGACCUCGUGGUGAUUGAGGAUGAAGAGACGGGUUCUGAUGCCAAUGUCGGCUACGGAAACCAGAGAUCGACCAACGGGCGGUCUGUGGUUCGUGGAGGGUCCAAAGGGCACGGAAGAGCUCAUGGUCAGCAGAACGUCUCGGUAAAACAGAUGAAGAAAGAGCCAAACAAUGAAUGUCUCUACCAGGAAGCUAAUGGUGGACAGGCUGAGCAGCUUCUCCAGUCUGUUCAUAUGCUGCAAGCCAACCAAGGGGCCGGAGUCCAGGAAACAGCACAAGCUUUAAGGACCAUUAACACCCCUGCAUCAGUUCCUAUGGUCCUGACAUCUUCCGGCUCGCUUCAGUCUGUUCCCCUCACUGUUCUAGCCAACGGGGACUCCAGCCACUCCCCUUCUCGGGUUAUUCUCCACACCAUGCCCUCCACGACAGCAGGUGGUAAAGAUGUGCUUACCAUCCAUACGGCUUCUAUAGCAGGUGGGGCUAACAGCCUGCAGGAUGGCCUCCCGCAGCAGCUCUUGGUCACCAGUCUGGGCUCAUCUGCCUCCUCCUCCUGCACUUCCCCUCCAGGAGUCAUUAGUUCCACCGCUUCCAACCUCAAUGGUCUCCCCCGCCUUGUCACCAUUAACACCACCUGCGGGCAGACCAUGGUGGCACAGCAGCCCGGCACCGUAAUUGCCACUGUGCUCAAAUCUAGCGACCUCUCAGGGCUACAGGUGAAAGAGGAGAUGCUGGACCCCACCUACUUUCAGUCGAUGGUGAACGGCGAUCCAUCACUGGCCGCACAUACAUUUGAAAAAGAGGAGAUGGAAGCAGGGGAGGCGGAGCUGCAGUACAGGACUGUUAUCAUUGAUACCAGUCAAAGCCAGGGCCCGGAGGGCGCAAGUGAAACUAUAAUUAAUGGACAUUCCUCUCAGAGCAGCAGCCCUAGUGAGGGUCUGACCCCUGUGGAGGAGCUGGAAGUGCGUGGAGAGAUGUCCCUGCAGCCUGAGCAGGGAAUCAAAGGCCUGCAGGAGCUGCCAGUGUCUGUUCAAUUGCCUGCAAACUUUAUCCAGAUAAAGACAGAACCUGCAGAGGCUUAGUGCUGCAGGACUCUUCAACAAAAGCUGAACCAAAAUUGAAUCCAUUUUGACCGCAGACUUGAUAUUUUCUUUUCCUACCACAGUGAUCUGAUCAAAGAUCAGAACGAGGGAUCUUGCAGCUUUUAAAGGUUGGUCAGUUCAGCCUCAGGAUUUAUUGUUUACCAACAUAUUUGUGACCAUGUGCCUAAUUUUAAAAAUCAAGGGAGUGUUUAGUUUUUUUAAGAAGUAACCUUUUAGAUUUAGGAUUUUCUUUUUCUGUAGACAUAAUCCCCAACACACACACACACACACACACACACACACACACACACACACACACACACACACACACACACACACACACACACACACACACACACA